CCACCUACGAGCAGCUUACCCCCACUUGUUCGCUUGGCGCUUUGCUCCACAGAACAGGUCUCGGACGCUUUCCAGAAUCUACGUGCCAUCUAUUGCCGCAACACCUUCUCCGUCGCGCCCACACUGCUCCGGAAGCACCUGCCAAAUCAUCUUCUGCACGACAAGUCCGUGCCAGAUUCUGGUUAUGCUUCUGCUGAUGACGAAGACGAGGGCGGUGCGGAUUCCCCCGAGGUCGAGGUCGAGUCAGACGCAUUCGAUAUCGACGUCCUCCGUUCCGACGCUUUCGAACGCGACUUUGCCACCCGAUGGCUCACCGGCUUCAUAGCACGUUCAGACGUAUGGGUCACUUCUGUUGAUUCAGACGCACGCGCUGCGUUGGUAGACGACGCCGCGUCGAUUCUCGCUGCUUUUGCUGGAGACGAUGAGGAGGAAGCCCUUACCCGUCGCUUCACGUUCGAGGGCGGUAUCGAUGUGGAGCUCAACGAUGCACCGCUUUUGACCGAGGAUCAUACAUCUGUCGGUUUGCAGAGCUGGGGCAGCUCCAUCCUCCUCGCAGAGCGACUGUGCGCUAAUCCGCAUGCGUUCGGACUGUCCAUCCGUCAAGACCAAACCUCCCUUCGAGUGCUCGAGCUCGGCGCGGGUACUGGCCUGUUGAGCAUCGUCGCUGCCAAGAUCCUCCGAGCACAACGUCUCGACGACACGACAUCGAUCGUCGUCGCAACCGAUUACCAUCCGUCCGUCCUUGCGAACCUCAGAUCUAACGUUACCACGAACUUCGGCACUGUUGAUGGCCUGCUAGUGGUCCGAGCGCUCGAUUGGCAGUACCCUGUGCACGAUGGGCCAUUCGCAUUGCCCUUCGGUGUCAUUCUCGCUGCAGACGUGAUUUAUCAUCCGGAGCACGCCCGCUGGAUCAAGAAAUGUGCUGAACACCUCCUUACCCGCCCCGAUGAUGUAUCCGUAGGGGGUAUCUUCUGGCUUAUUAUCCCGCUAAGACCAACAGGAAGACACGAAGGCAUGAGCAACACGGUCGAAGAAGUGUUUCCCCAGGUCUCACAGCAAGACAGGGACAGCACAGUGCACACUUCCAAACUCGAGCUGGUAAUCCUCGAUAUGCAGAAGCUGGCACGACACGAGGGAGUAGGCAGAGCAGAUGAGGGCGGAUAUAAGUUAUAUCGGAUUGGCUGG
Molecule: messenger RNA, 1185 nt
Organism: Postia placenta MAD-698-R-SB12
Lineage: Eukaryota; Fungi; Basidiomycota; Agaricomycetes; Polyporales; Adustoporiaceae
Exons: 1
Source: RefSeq, a predicted model, not a curated record